UUCCGCCGAUCGGGGGCUCCACGGGAGUCAGUGAGGAGAGAGUUCUUUCCGGAAGGACCUGAAGGCUUUUCCAGACGCCUCCGGUCCCUCCUCGUCGCUCCCGCCCGGUACUGAGGUCCCCCGUCCUCCCUGCGAGUGGUGCGGCCCGAGAGCGCUCCGAACAAAGCCUUCCGGCGGGGAGAGGCACCGCGGCGUGCCUGGGCCGGGCUGCGGGGAGGGCGCUGGGGCCAUGGCUCUGCCGGGUGCAAAUAAGGAUAACAUCAGAGCAGGAUGCAAGAAAUGUGGCUACCCUGGUCAUCUGACAUUUGAAUGCCGAAACUUUCUCCGAGUGGAUCCUCAAAGAGAUAUUGUUUUAGAUGUUAGCAGCACAAGCAGUGAAGACAGUGAGGAAGAAGAGUUACAGAGACUGCAAGCCAUGCGUGAAAAAAAAAAUUUAAAUGAGGAGGAAGAAAAAAAGAAACAAAAAAGAAAAAGUAAGGAAAAAAGAAAACUAAAGAGACCAAGGAAAAGAUCUUCCUCAUCAAGUGCUGCUGAAGAGACUGGACCAAAGUCGAAAAAACAAAAAUCACAUAAAAAAGAAAGGAAAAAGGAAAAGAAGAAUAAAUCUAAGAAAGGCAAACACCAUAAAAAGGAAAAGAAGAGACGAAAGGAGAAGAGUUCAUCUUCGGAUAGUUCAGACAGUUCUAGUAGUGACUAAGCUGCUGGCCUAUUUUUGGUCUCAUUUCUGCAGAGAAUAGGAUGAUUUUCCUUUCAGAUCUUGCCUAUUUAUGCUUUGCAAUGAUGUUUAUAUUGAUAUAUUUUUUUUUGUGGAAAUCUAUUUGCAAAUACCAGUGCUUCGAAUUAUUAAAUGGACCAUUUGGAAACUUCAAUGGCAAGUCUCUGUGUCAAAAUAUUAGGACUUACUAUGCUUAAUGUUGGAAUGGUUAAAUCAAAUUUGGAAACUUAAA
Molecule: messenger RNA, 947 nt
Organism: Numida meleagris (helmeted guineafowl)
Lineage: Eukaryota; Metazoa; Chordata; Aves; Galliformes; Numididae
Gene: SREK1IP1
Product: SREK1 interacting protein 1
Exons: 5
Coding region: 230-697 (155 amino acids)
Molecular function (GO): zinc ion binding; nucleic acid binding
Source: RefSeq, a predicted model, not a curated record